GAGAAAGUUGGCAUAACUGGCGAUCCAACGUCCUCCGCCAAUCACCGCGCGUCGUGGUCGACAUUCGACCAAUCCCGUCGUUGUAUCUCCCACAAUGCAUUGCGCCGCGCAAAGGAGACUACCAUGUUUAAUUACCGUGGCUCUUGCUCCUCGGCUUCUCUUCGUUGCCGGACGCCAUAGUGUGCAGUCGAUUCAGACGGACGCGUGGUAUAAGGAGUUCCUACCUUGAAGAGAGGAGCUUUGCUCACAAAGCGACAGGAUGGCCGGUACGGAGACUCCGAACGUGAAGUCGGAGGCAGUGAACGCACCAGUUAAGAACAGCAACGAGAACAUGGGGGAACGUAAUCAACCCGGCGGCGGCGGCGGCGGCGGCGGUGGUGGUGGCGGCGGUGGCGGAGGCGGCGGCGGCGGCGGCGGCGGCGGUAUCGGAGGCGGAGGCGGUGGCCGGGGACCUCGCGGCCGAAAAGGCGGUACUCGUUUUUCGGGCCGCGGAGGCGGCAGUGGCGGCAGAAAUGAACCGAUGAAAAUGAAUGACUCCAUGGAUGGAGGGAUGGAUAAUCCUCCUGAAGGCAUGGGCGGUGGCAUGGGAGGUGGUAUGGGGGGUGGUAUGGGAGGUGGUAUGGGAGGUGGUAUGGGAGGUGGUAUGGGAGGUGGUAUGGGAGGUGGUAUGGGAGGUGGAAUGGGUGGUGGAAUGGGCAUGGGACGUGGUGGAGCAAUGCGAGGAAGUGGAAGAGGAGGUCGCGGUGGCGGCGACAGAAACAUGGCCACUAGGUCACAAGACGAUCGACUGAUGGAACGUGUCAUGGCUAUCAGUGGACCUACUCAUGAGCUUCCACCACAAGAUACAACUGAAAAGAAGUUCAGUGGGCGAAAUCGUUUGUAUGUUGGAAACUUGACGAAUGAUGUGACUGAGGAAGAGAUACAGACCUUGUUUCAGAAAUUUGGAGAAAUAUCUGAAUUGUUCGUGAACAAAGAGAAGAGCUUUGCUUUCCUCAGAAUGGAUUAUAAAGCAAAUGCUGAUACAGCUAAGCGUGAAUUAGAUGGUUCAAUGCGCAAAGGUCGUGCUCUGAAAGUACGCUUUGCUCCUCAUUCAUCAACAAUCAAAGUGAAGAACCUUACGCCAUGGAUAUCUAAUGAACUCCUAGAGAGAGCCUUUGGUGUAUUCGGCGAAAUCGAACGUGCAAUCGUUAAGGUUGACGAUAGAGGUAAAAGCACUGGCGAAGGAGUUAUAGAGUUUUGUCGGAAACCAUCUGCUCAAUUGGCUCUGAGAAAGUGCACGGAGGGUUGUUAUUUUAUUACGGCUUCCCUUCGACCAGUGGUUGUUGAACCGUUUGAGCAACAAGAUGACGUAGACGGGUAUCCUGAUAAGAGUUUGCCACGCAAGAAUCCAGAAUUCUUUAAAGCGCGUGAAAUCGGACCACGCUUUGCACAGUUAGGUAGCUUCGAGCAUGAAUAUGGUACGAGAUGGAAGCAAUUACACGAAUUAUACAAGCAGAAAGAGGAAGCACUUAAACGGGAAAUGGCAAUGGAAGAAGAAAAAUUGGAAGCACAAAUGGAAUUUGCUCGCUAUGAACACGAGACAGAGCUUCUGAGAGAACAACUGCGUAUGCGCGAGGCUGAUCGCGAAAGGCAGAAGAGGGAGUGGGAAAUGAAGGAACGACAAGCUGAAGAGCAAAGGACUCGUGAAGAGGAAUUAAGACGGCGUCAACAAGAAGAAAUGGCGAUACGUAUUAGGAGACAGGAAGAGGAAUUGCACAGACGUCAACAAGAAAACAAUUUGUUUAUGCAGGAACAAGCAAUUCGUAGUGGUGGUGGCAAAAAUUAUGAUUCUGUUAGUAGCAAUGAUCGUGACGGAUAUGGUCAACCUGAUGGUGGAAGCGGCAUGCCAGUGGACCCGAAAUCAUUUAUGGACGCGUACAAUAUGGACCGCGGUAGUCGAGGGGGUUAUAACGAUGAUCGUGGGCAAAUAAUGGAUUUAAUGGACAUGAGGGUUGAUAUGGGUAAUAUGGGUGGUGGUCGUGGAGGUAGCGGUGGUAGUGGACGUUGGCAAGGAAAUGACCGUAAUCGCCCAGAUGAUUAUCCUACAAAACGCCGACGAUAUUAGACAUGCGUAGUACAAAAUCUUACUUCGCUGAUUUCUUAAUACUCUACUAAUCGUACUAUGUCCUUCAUUCAUUUCUCAUUUUUAUAUUAUCUUGAUAACCGAUGAGGAAAUGGGGAAGGAAUAGUGUUGAAAAAAAUCGAAUAUGAUUUGUGAGAAUGAGAUGUUGAACAUCGAUGGCAUAAAUAUGAUUUGAGAAAUUCGAUUUGUGAAUGAACGAUGCGUGACCAGUUUUGGAUUUAAACACAAUUAAUGUUUUGAUACUUUGACGGAUUCUGUGUCCUCCAGAUGAUAUUUCUUCUUGAGCAUGUAUUCCGAUUAAUUCAAUUCAUACUAAUAUUCAAUAACAAUAUUGAUGUUAUUAAAAGAAUUGACGUCAUCAGUUUAUUAUAUGUUUUAAGACAUUUGCCUUAAAUUGCUGUUUGUUUGAUAGAUUGCAAAAUAUCAAUUGAAGGGCAAUAUUUAGUACACUAGAUAUCUUAUUGGACACAAUUAUUCCGCUGUUUCAGAUUCGAAUCAUGAUGAUUUUAAAUUAUACAUUAGAGUCUUACUUCAUACUAUGUGUGUUUUAUUUUUAAUAUCUGAAUGAUAUAUGGUCUAUAUAUCUAUUUGCUUAUAAAUACUACACUUAAAUAUAUUAUUUAAAAAAUUGCCAAGUUUAUUUUUAUAUUACAUUUGCAUUACAAAUAUAAGCUGUACACAUUUACUACGAAGUAAGAUUCAAAGUUACAAUUUAUUUCAAAAUUUUAAAAAUUAUAAAUAACGUUAGAUAAUAGUACAAUUUUUUGUUCUACAAUAUAUCUAAAUAUCAUUGCUUUAUUAAACCCUUUUAUUCUACAUUUUUUCUGUAUUUUUAAUCUUUUAUUUCGAUAAUAGUCAUUCUAUUAAUUAUUUAUCUUUAAUGAACUAAUUUAAUUUUUUGUCAGAUGGCACUUUUCUCAUUUAUUAUUUUAUAUUCUUUACUUGAAUUUUCUAUAUACAUAUAUAUAAAUAGUAUUAAUGUAUAAGCGAUAAAACAAAAAGACUAGAAUUUUCUAAUCAAGAUUUGUGCUGACAAUGUGCUUGACUUGAAAAUUAGUGUUAUGUUGUAUUAGAUAUGCUGAGUGUAGUUGCAUCAUAAUAUGCAAAUUUAUCAGUUUCUAAAUAUCCAUCAGUAUAAUUAUCAUUUAGUACAUAAGUUAUAUAUCAUACAUAUUAUAUAUAAAUAUAUACACAUGUCUAUACGCAGUGCUAUCUGCAAAUAUAAUAUUUAAUAUUUUGUGAAGAAUCUUAAUCUACAGCAGUAAUUAAAAGAGAAUAAAGAUAUAUGACACAAA
Monomorium pharaonis (pharaoh ant) is the source of this 3417-nucleotide messenger RNA. Its product is annotated as hrp65 protein. NCBI's taxonomy places the organism in Eukaryota, Metazoa, Arthropoda, Insecta, Hymenoptera, Formicidae. Gene Ontology annotation, molecular function: RNA binding. Gene Ontology annotation, biological process: regulation of DNA-templated transcription. The transcript has 9 exons. Gene Ontology annotation, cellular component: nucleus. The record is from RefSeq and is a predicted model, not a curated record. Bases 260 to 2104 code for a protein of 614 amino acids.